UUGAAGUUUUCGUUGUUCUAUCUAACACAUUUUAAAUUUGUUUUGUCGUACCUACAACUAUCGUUCACUGUCACUCGGUAUGUAUUAUUAGUGUACUGUAUAAAAGUUUGAUGAAUUAAAAUCUGAUAAUAUUAUCUGAUAAUCUGAUAAUAAUAUCUAAUAUUAUAAAGGCGAAAGUUUGUUUUGUAUGUUUGUUACCUUUUCACGCUCAAACGGCUGAACGGAUGUCAAUGAGAUUUCGUAUGUAUGUAAAUGAAGCCCUGGAUUAACAUGUAAGCUACUUUUAAUCUCACUAUUCCCACGGGAUCAAGUUAAACGCGGGUGGAGCCGCGCGCAACAGCUAUUCAAUGAUAAUCCAGAUGGUGUGUUCCGGCGCCGCACCGCAGUCACACCGCAUUUCGAUUGAGGGAGACGCGAGGGUGUAGAAAUUGUUGCUCCGGUACCGAGACGUCAUAAUAUCUUAAUAGCUUAAUUUUGUUUAAGAAUGCCGAGGCCAAAACUAUCAGAGGAGGAGAAAAAGGAGAGAAAACGGGUGCGGGAAAGAAUAAGAAAAGCUAAAAUCAAAACCGAUCCUGUGUCAAGAGAGGAGCAUUUAAGGAAAGAUAGAGAACGUUUAGCUAGACGAAAAGCUGCGGGACUUAUCGUAACCCGAAGCCAAAUGACUGCACGUGCACGUCGCAUUGUACAAAAAAAUAACCUAAUCAGUGCCCGUGCAUAUUAUCAGAGAAAAAAAGCUAACGCAAAUGUUGCCCGACAUAACCAAACAAGUGUUUCGGUGACCAAUGAUGUAACAGAAUCGCUAUCAAAAAAUCGAGAUAAUGAGCCUGGUAUUUCUCAAGAAAAAAUAAGACCUUGUAGCUCACGGUUAUUUCAACAGAAUGUCCGAUGUAAUAGUCCUAAUCUGCGUUUUGAUGCCAUAUUAGCGAGUAGUUCCCACUAUUUACGUACAAGCAGUCCUCUAGACUUGUCAAUAGCAUCUCCUUUACGAACGCCAAGUGCUAGUUCAAUAAAUUCAGAAGAAUCAACAUUACGUGCAAAUACUCCUAACUUAGAGCCGUCCCUUGCAACAAUUAAAUUCAAUCAAGACAUUAAAAUAAAAUUCCGUAAAUAUCAAAAACUUAAAACUCAGCAAAUAUGUGAUUUAAAAAACCAAUUGGCAAAGGCUAAUAAAAUAAUACUGAUGUACAAAAAGAGAUACAUGAGACUAAAUCAAGAAUUGAAGAAAUUCAAAAAAAGUAAUUUACAAGUGAGACAAAUCCCGAAGAAGCCAAAUAAUACAGAUCUGCAAAAACGUAUCCGUAAAAUUGUCAUUCAGUUUUUUGAGGACGAUGACAAUUCAAAUCUUUGCCCAGGUAAAAAGGAUACUGUUACACAAAAUGGAGUAAAAAAGCAGAAAAGGCUAUUGAAAGACACAAUUAAAAAUUUACACAAAAAAUACUUGACGUCGGGCCAUCCUCCAAUCAGUUAUGUCAAUUUUACAAGAAUGAGGCCGUUUUGGGUCACACAGCCAAAAUUAAAUGCUAGAAAUACAUGUCUAUGUCAGAAACAUGAGAACAUGGACCUUCUCAUAACAUCCUUAAAACGAAAUCGGAUCAUAAAAGAAAACACCACGACCGAAAUUCUUAGUAGUAUUUGCUGUGAUAUUUUUAAGGUAGAAUGCCUACAAAGAACAUGUCCUAUCUGUAGAAAUCGUCUCUUAAAUUAUCAGGAAUUUGAUAACUCCAAAGACGUUGUUUACUGGGCUUGGAAAAAGAUAAAAAAAAAUUACAAAAAGAAUGGAGUCGAUAAAAUAGCGAUUAAUGUAGAAAAAGUAAGAAUAACAGUUAAACCAUUGCAAUUGAUCAAUAUAUUUGAAGAUAAUCUGAAACCAUUCCUCAUGCAGUAAUAUACGAAAUCA
This is a messenger RNA of Trichoplusia ni (cabbage looper), 1897 nucleotides long. RefSeq lists its product as uncharacterized. The transcript has 2 exons. Lineage: Eukaryota; Metazoa; Arthropoda; Insecta; Lepidoptera; Noctuidae. The record is from RefSeq and is a predicted model, not a curated record. Bases 485 to 1885 code for a protein of 466 amino acids.